Molecule: messenger RNA, 1383 nt
Organism: Scomber scombrus (Atlantic mackerel)
Lineage: Eukaryota; Metazoa; Chordata; Actinopteri; Scombriformes; Scombridae
Gene: aurkb
Product: aurora kinase B
Exons: 9
Coding region: 33-1019 (328 amino acids)
Biological process (GO): mitotic spindle organization; regulation of cytokinesis; protein phosphorylation
Cellular component (GO): spindle microtubule; chromosome passenger complex; spindle pole centrosome
Molecular function (GO): protein kinase activity; ATP binding
Source: RefSeq, a predicted model, not a curated record
ACCGUCAAUACUCGCUACAUUACUUCACGACGAUGCAGAAUAAGGAAAACUAUGAGCCCAAAAGUUAUCAAAGACUGUUUACACCCGCCAGCAUGGCUGCAGGCCCACAGCGUGUUCAGGUGAAGACAGACAAAAGUGCCGUCACAGGCCCUGGAAGAGAGUGUGUUGGCUCAUCCUCCAGCGCAGUUUCAAAUAAAGUCACUAUUGAUGACUUUGAUAUUGGUCGACCGCUUGGAAAAGGCAAGUUUGGUAACGUCUACCUUGCGAGGGUGAAGAAGCUGCAGGCCAUCGUGGCGCUGAAGGUGCUGUUCAAGUCACAGAUGGAGAAGGAGGGUGUGGAGCAUCAGCUCAGGAGAGAGAUUGAGAUUCAGGCCCAUCUCAAGCACCCCAACAUCUUGCGCUUCUACAAUUACUUCCAUGACCGAAAGAGAGUGUUCUUGGUGCUUGAGUACGCCCCACGUGGUGAAAUGUACAAGGAGCUACAGAGAUGUGGGAGAUUUGAUGACCAACGCACUGCAACAUACAUGGAGGAGAUAUCUGAUGCACUACUGUAUUGCCACGAGAGGAAAGUGAUUCAUCGUGACAUCAAGCCAGAGAAUCUGCUUCUCGGCUAUCGCGGAGAGCUGAAAAUUGCUGAUUUCGGUUGGUCUGUCCAUGCUCCGUCUCUGAGGCGUCGUACAAUGUGCGGGACACUGGAUUACCUUCCCCCAGAGAUGAUUGAGGGCCACACACACAGUGAGAAGGUGGACCUGUGGUGCAUCGGGGUCCUCUGCUACGAAUGUUUGAUCGGCAACCCACCUUUUGAAACUGCCAGCCAUUCAGACACAUACAAAAGAAUUAUGAAGGUGGAUUUGAAGUUCCCCAAGAACAUCUCAGAGGGCGCUCGGGACCUGAUCUCCAAGCUGCUUCGUCACAACCCCACCGAUCGUCUGUCACUACAGAGCGUCAUUGAUCACCCAUGGGUGAAAGCCAACUCCCGCCGAGUCUUACCUCCCAUCUGCCCCACCAAGAAAUCCUGAGUCCAGUUGCCCAUUUUGCGUAUCUCCUUCUAAAAGGUGUUUUAUCUGUCCUCCAAGAGACUCCAGGGCCAGCAUAUUCCGGUUUCACUGCCAUUAUUCUGGCACAUUUUAUGUUGGGUAUGAUGUGCCCACUUUUUAUAUUGUACAGUGUGAUGUCAUUAUCCGUGUCCAGAAUCUUACCUAUACGUCUUUGUGUGUUUUUUUUUAUUGUAAUUUCUUUUCUGAAACCUUUUCUUUUUAAAAAAAAAUGUACACAGCUCUUUUUGAUUUCUGUAUCUGCCGGUGUUGACACCAAAGUACUACUGUUAGAGUUACUCAGGCUACGUAUAUUCUGAAAUAGCUUAAGAUGAGGUUUUUGAGGGUU